Myzus persicae (green peach aphid) is the source of this 2743-nucleotide messenger RNA. RefSeq lists its product as uncharacterized. The coding region runs from base 561 to 2726 and encodes 721 amino acids. NCBI's taxonomy places the organism in Eukaryota, Metazoa, Arthropoda, Insecta, Hemiptera, Aphididae. The transcript is spliced from 3 exons. The record is from RefSeq and is a predicted model, not a curated record.
UUUUCGCGCACGAAGACUAUGCUGCCUAACCACCUAGACGAUAGCUUCGCCUUCUGUGAUUGGCUGACGCCUGACAGUCAUCGCGGCAACCGUUGUUGAUCGACGGCACCGCGACCGGUGUAAUUUUAUCGCAAGCCGCCGUUAACUAUUUGUGUAUUGCCGUGUAUACCUACCACGUUUUUUUUCUAAUGUGUUAUGCGAUCGCCGACGUUAUUCUCGCCAUAUUGCAAUCGCCGCUCACUGCCAUUAAGCAUUUUUUAAUUCUGCUAGUGUCGAGUAACGUUAUUACUUUUCGUCGUUCAUCGAAUACCUAAGUGCUUUCAUCAUUACACGUGUUGAGACAUCGUCUGAUCGCCACCACUCGACUACCUACUCUACACUCGCUGCCAACGGUCUCAAGAACAUGAUUAUUAGUCAAAGAAGUUUUUAAUUUUGGUUUUUUCCUUUGUAACACUGUCAUAGUGGUCUGUGUUCACCAUUGAACAGAGUAGUAAUUGUUUGUGUGCUCUUAAAAAAGCAUCAAGAUAAUUACGUUUAUAUAACUUUAACAAGUAUUCACUAUGUCAGACUCUGAAGAAAACGCCCUUGAAAACGCUGAAGUUGUAGAAUUAAGAACAUUACAUCCUCAUAACCAAAUAUCUUCUCGGCAGUUACGACGAAGAGUGCAAAGCCAAAUCAAAGCUGUAAAAAGUGUGUUGUUUCCUGAUACACAUCUAUCAAUAACCCGAAACCAAAAAAAACAUAAGAGUCAUGAAAUGGCAGUAGAAUGUAAUACUAAUACAUUAAAUAUUAACAACUCAUCAAAUUCUAUACAUGCAGUUGGUUCAAACCAAAUUAUUGAUUCAUCUAUUAUACAGCCUUCUCAUAGUAUUAAUUUUCUGAAUUCAAUUAAUGUGUCACAAUUUCAAGAAGUUCAACCUAUAAGUAAUUUUGAAUUUGACUUAAUAUCAUUUAAAAAUAAACUAGCAGAAUGGGCAGUCAAUAAUGGGAUAAGCCAUACUUCAUUACGUACUCUUCUAUCCAUAUUAAAGACUCACAGUUGUUUCAAUGAUUUUCCUAUAGAUUCUAGGACAUUAUUAAAUACUCCUAGAAAUGUUAAUAUAAAAGAAAUUAAUCAUGGCCUUUAUUGGCAUUAUGGCCUUAAAAGAGGAAUUUUAUCUUUCAUUAAUAAAAAUAAAAUAUUCUGUAAUUCAACCAUAAUUGAACUUAUGAUUGGCAUCGAUGGUUUACCUAUAAGCAAGUCUUCGGGGAGUCAGUUGUGGCCUAUCCUUGGUUCAAUAAUAGGCUGCAAUGAAGUUUUUGUAAUUGGUAUUUAUCAUAGUUAUUCAAAAAAGCCAGAAAGUUGUGAACAAUUUUUAAGCGAUUUCAUUGAAGAAGCAAUAGACAUUGUAGACAAUGGUUUAUUAUAUAAUAAUAAAAAAUACCCAUUUAAAAUAAAAAUAAUAUGUGCAGAUGCACCUGCAAAAUCCUUUAUAUUGGGUGUUAAAGGCCAUACUGGGUAUUCAAGUUGUACCAAAUGUUGGGACGAAGGAAAAAAUAUUGAAAGAAGAAUCUGCUUUUCUCAUGUCUCUGGUCGAAAACGUACUGAUGAAGAAUUUGUACUUAAAUCAGAUAAUGACUAUCAUAAUUAUUCAUGUCCAUUAGAACGUAUUCCAAAUAUUGGACUUGUUACCAACGUACCUCUGGACUAUUUACAUUUAGUAUGCUUAGGUGUCAUGAAAAAACUUUUAAAUUUAUGGUGUAGUGAUAGAUUAAGUGUACGUUUACAAUUCAGAAAAGUAAAAUUAAUUUCUGAUAAACUUGAAAAAUUGGUUAAACCUUACACACCAAUAGAGUUUCAAAGAAAACCAAGAGGAUUGAUGUUUUUUAGGCAAUGGAAAGCAACAGAAUUUAGACAACUGUUAUUGUAUAGUGGCCCUGUAAUAUUCAAAUCUAUUCUUUCCCCAGACAUAUAUAACAACUUUCUUGUUCUACACUUUGCCAUAACAUUAUUAAUUUCCAAAAAAUUUUGCUUUCAAGAAAAUUAUUUAGAAUAUGCAGAAAAUUUGCUCAAACAUUUUGUUGCAAGUUUUAGAUUAAUUUAUGGCAAACAUCACGUUUCUCAUAAUGUUCACGGUCUCUUACAUUUAGUAGACGAUGUAAGACAUUUUGGUCCUUUAGACACAUUUAGUUCUUUUCGAUUUGAAAAUUUUAUGCAAAAACUUAAAGUUCUGAUUAAAAAAGAUGAUAAACCUUUACAACAAAUCGCCAAAAGAUUACAAGAAAUUGAUAUUUAUGGAAUCAAGUCUCAGCAUAAUAAAAACAUUCAAGUUAAAAUAAGUUUGAAAAAUAAACAUGCAAGUGGUCCAAUAAUAAAUGGUUGCACAAUACAAUACUCAGUGUUAAAACUCGAAGGCAUGACAUUUGACAUUAAUAGUAAAGCUAAUAAUUGUUGUGAAUUAAGAAAUGGGAAGAUUGUUAUUAUUGAUAAUUUUUGUUACAAUGAAAAAUUUCAAGAUAAUAUUGUAAUUGGAAAAGAAUUCUUGAAUAUAAAACCUUUAUAUACUUUACCUUCUUCAUCUUCAAACUUAGGAAUUUAUGAAGUAUCAAAACUUUCACAACAGUUGAGUUGGCCUGUUAAAUUUAUUAUUGGAAAAUAUUUUCUUUUUCCAAUUUCUUAUGAUCAUUUAAUGUUUGCUGCUAUGCCACUUUUACAUAUUGAUCAAGAAGAGAGACCAUAUCUUUAGUUAUACGUAUAUCAUUA